CCCACCAAUGGGCGAGUCCGUGGCAUCGCGACGAACAUACGGCGUUGCCAUCUCGCGUCAUCACCGCCCAUUGGCCCUAUGAGUAUGUACAUACGUGCGUCGUCGUAGUCGAGCUAGUCCCAUUAUCGCGGCAUUUGUUAGUAUUCGUCGUAACGUUUCCGCAAACGCGAAUAAAUGACUGAACGGAGAGUGCGAGGUUUGUGUACGUAAGGUACGCGAUGCGCGUGUCGGUGUUGGUAAAUCGCACGAUAGUCGGACGAGCCGCAUCGCUACUAUUCGACUUGGUCGACUACUCCUGUCGACCAGCACACUUUGUGCGCGUCGUGCAAUUUUUACGUACAGCGGGUGUUCGCUGAGCGUGAGCUCUCGGCUGUGAUUUUCGCGGAAACUUGGAGCGACUAAUUUACUCGAUAGACGCACGGCUCCGCUCGAUCCAUCGCGUAUCGAUCAACGCAAAAUAAUGCAGUCGCUACCGCGAUAGUCGUGUAGUUGUAGCACAGUGCGCGGGCGCGCAGCGAUACCAUCCACGGUUACAGUGACGCGCGUCGCGUGCGUGGCACGUGCGCGCGUGUGUGUGUAUGAUUUUUUUGAUAUAUAUGUGACUUUGUGCGCGAUACGUACGGGAGUUAACGCAUCGAACGAGCUAAAACUCUUACAAAUAAUGCCUCGCUACUCGCUUGCAUGCAUGCAAACGCACGCGAAACGUACGAGCACGGCUCCGUUUUUAUCGACUCGUGUCGAGUCCGUUCCUUUGUGAUCGGCGUGCUUUCGUGCUGGAAAAAAAACGACGCAUGUUUUCGCGUAACAUUAAUCGCGUAACUACAUAUAACGGGUACAGAUCGCCGUAAUAGCGACUACGCGGCAUUGGAGCAACGUUAACAACGUGAGAACGAUUCUCUUUGUGGCUACAAAAAAAUUGGCAAUAUACGCAUAGUUGUGUAUUUAGUGCAUUAUGGAUUCCUAGCACGACUCGAUGAAGUGGCAUCUAGACUGUUUUUAUAGAUUUUGUAUAGCACAAAACGCAAUUGUUCAUCAUGAAGCGAAGUAUAGAUGGAAGAAACAUUUCACAAGAAGAAAUUGAAGAGCAUGAUUCUUUGCAAACACAAUCGCAGCAACAAGACGAAGCGGAUCAGCAACAAUUAGAGCAGCAACAGCAGCAAACUGCCCAGUCACAAAUCCGUUUUUUAAAUACAAAUGUAUUGCAGCAAUUGCAACAACAGCCAGAUGUUCAAGCUCAGCAGCAGCAGCAACCACAAGUUAUUACCCUGCAGAACUUUAUGUCUGUACAAGCUCAACAACCACAACAUGAUCAACAGAGAGCGCAAGCAAUAUCUGUUCAAUCGCUACCUCAUCAAUUCUUGCAAGGUGCUCAAAUUAUUAGCGCUCAGACACAAACGGCUCUUCAGCAACAACAACAGCAGCAACAGCAACAGAACCAGCAGCAAUCACAGCAACAGCAACAGCAGCAACCGCAACAACAGCUCAGUUAUAGUGUAAUUCCACAAAUGCAGACCGUCAACAUAGAUGGUCAGGAAGCUUUAUUUAUUCCAUCCUCCGCAAUGUCCGCGGCAAGCGGGCAUCACCAAACGCAGCCAGCAAUGCAAUUUGCUACAAAUGGUCAACAAAUGCAACUGGCGGGUCAGCAGGUGCAAUUAGCGAAUGGCCAGACAAUUAUUACGCCACAACCAGUUAGUCUCAUAAGGGCACCCAAUGUUUUUCCCACUUCGAUUAUACAAAAUAUCACAGGACAAACGGUACAAUUGCCUACAGGUCAAAAUGUACAAGUAAGGCCACUUCAAUUUCCAAUGCAGCAUGUUCAACAAACAGUCCCUGUGCAAGUACCAGUCACUGCCAACAAUGGCCAAACUGUUUAUCAAACUGUACACUUUCCUGUUCAAGCUUUGUCUAGUGUUUUAAAUAUGCCUGCGACACAAAUGAUACCCCAAAUUAUGCAACAAAUACCUCAAGUAGCACAGAUAAUUACGCCAAGUGGUCAGAUCCAACAAGUGCAAAUUACAAAUUUGCCACAGUUACAAAGUCUUCAGAGUCAACAAGUAACACAAGUAGCGCAGCAAGUUGCGCAUCAACAAGCGCAACAGCAAGUUGUCCAACAACAAACUCAACAACAGGUAGUGCAAUCUGUUCAACAGCAACAAGUCGCUCAGGCUCAAGUACAACAGCAACAGGUGCAACAACAGCAAGUACAACAAGUAGUACAGCAAGUAAUACAACAGCAACCACCACCGCCGCAACAGCAACAACAGCAACAAUCGCAGCAGCAGCAACAGAUGCAACAAUCUUCUGCUCCAUCGUCGACAGUAGCGACUUGGAGUACAACAGUUGCCACUCCUAGCAACGUUCAAGUACUCGGCAUAAGUACAUUAGGAAGAAGUAUAACGGGAAAUAAUGUUAUUACCACGAAAGAUGGUCAAAAAAUCGACGUGCAAACGUUAUCUACUCUUACAAGACCUCCGGAAACGGUAGAAGGUGAUAUUAAAGUAACUAAUAUCGACGCUAGUCAUCUAGCUGGUGGACAAGUAAUACAUAUCCCCGCUGCACAGUCAGCCCAACCUACAGUGCAACCUAUUACAAUUACAGGAACGCAAGGACAACAAUUAACGCUUAUUCCUGCAUCUGCAUUAGCAAACUUAACCGCGCAACAAGGUAACAUGAUGAGGAGCGUAAGCAACGGAAACAUAAUGCAAAUUCAGCCAGCCGCUGGAAUAAAUACAACCAAUGGUUUUCUACAAUCAAUACCUGUACAAAAUAUCCCAGGUUUAGGCAAUGUACAAGUAAUACCAGCGAGCGCGUUGCAACCCGUACCAACCGCUACGGUUCAAACGUUACCCGCUACUGCGACUGCACCUAUCGUCGCAGCUGCGCCAACCGUACAACUCGACUCGAGUGAUCCUACCAAAUGGCAGAUUCUCCAAACUCUUCAGUCGAAUGGAACUUUGACAACAUCUGCUACUCCCAUAUCUCACCAACAUCAGGUAUCCAAUACGGUCAAUUCCAAUACCGAUACCGAUACUAACAAGCAGCACCGUAGGAGAGUCGCGUGUACAUGUCCUAAUUGCGGUGACGGAGACAGAAAUAGAGAUAUGAGCAGAAAGCGGCAACAUGUAUGUCACAUUGCCGGUUGUAAUAAAGUAUACGGUAAAACGAGUCACUUGCGUGCUCACUUACGUUGGCACACCGGCGAACGACCAUUCGUUUGUAGUUGGAUAUUUUGCGAAAAAUUUACCAGAUCCGACGAACUUCAAAGGCAUCGUAGAACUCACACUGGCGAAAAACGUUUUCAAUGUCCAGAAUGUACUAAGAAAUUUAUGCGAUCGGAUCAUCUAACGAAACACAUUAAAACACACACGAAGAUACGGAGCACAGAAGCUGCUACUUCGACACAGGAAGGUUCUUCUGACAGUCAAUCUUCCACUGAACAGAAAAUUAUUAUAACAUUGCAAAAGGAGACGGAACAAUCUGAACUUGUUAUCGCGGAACAAAUAGAAAGCAUGAAAACCGAAUCAACGAAUCAUAUAACAAAUGAAUAAAAUUUUAUCAUAUAAUCAUUUGGAUCAUGUCGAAAUAUUUCAGAAUACAAUACAAACCAAUGCUACUACUGA
Messenger RNA from Nylanderia fulva, 3620 nucleotides. RefSeq lists its product as uncharacterized. Gene Ontology annotation, molecular function: DNA-binding transcription factor activity, RNA polymerase II-specific; RNA polymerase II cis-regulatory region sequence-specific DNA binding. The record is from RefSeq and is a predicted model, not a curated record. Gene Ontology annotation, biological process: regulation of transcription by RNA polymerase II. Lineage: Eukaryota; Metazoa; Arthropoda; Insecta; Hymenoptera; Formicidae.